GCCAGGCAGCCACACUUCACUUGUUCCUGCACGGAAACAACCCCAGCUGGCGAGACCGCCUCUCUGCCGACUUCCACACAGGUGGACUUGAUCUGAGAGGACAUGUAGCCACAGAUCCCAGAGCCACCCUCCAGUCCAAGAGAACUUUUGGCUGUUGCUCUGUGUGUUUUUUGUUCUUCCUCUUCUUCUUUUCUUCCUCCACCACUCCUCCGUAACCUUGGAAGUCAGACCUGUUUCUGGUGAGAGGAUGGGACCGCUGCUCCUUUCCAUCGCCCUGUGCUUGGGCACCGCUGUCCCGCAGCGCGUGAUAGCAGCAGAUGGUGAGGAACCAACUUCAGCAGGACCUUGCCAUCCGAACCCUUGCCAUAACCGAGGGACGUGUGAGAUCAGCGAGACCUACAGGGGGGACACGUUCAUUGGUUACGUCUGCAAGUGUCCCCCGGGCUUCAGCGGAGUUCACUGCCAACAUAAUAUUAACGAAUGUGAGCGGGACCCAUGCAAGAAUGGAGGCAUCUGCACAGAUCUGGUUGCCAACUAUUCGUGCGAAUGCCCAGGGGAGUACAUGGGGAGGAACUGUCAAUACAGAUGCUCCGGACCACUGGGCAUGGAGGGCGGUAUCAUCUCCAACCAACAGAUAACAGCCUCUUCCACCCACCGCGCUCUCUUCGGCUUGCAGAAGUGGUACCCGUACUUUUCACGCCUCAACAAGAAGGGCCUGGUCAAUGCCUGGACUGCCGCCGAAAACGACAGAUGGCCGUGGAUCCAGAUAAACCUGCAGAGGAGAAUGAGGGUCACAGGUCUAAUUACCCAGGGUGCAAAGCGUAUCGGCAGCCCAGAGUACGUCAAGUCUUACAAAGUCGCCUACAGUGAUGACGGGAAAACCUGGAGAACAUACAAAGUCAAGGGCAAAGAUGCCGAUAUGAUCUUCAGAGGAAACGUCGAUAACAACGCUCCAUCCGCCAACUCUUUCACCCCUCCCAUUGAAGCCCAGUACGUGCGCAUUUACCCCCAAGUCUGCAGGAGGCACUGCACCCUCCGCAUGGAGCUGCUCGGUUGUGAGUUGACAGGCUGCUCCGAACCACUGGGAAUGAAGUCGGGCCAUAUCCAGGACUACCAGGUUAUGGCUUCCAGCAUCUUCAGGACGCUCAACAUGGACAUGUUCACUUGGGAGCCCGGAAAGGCUCGGCUGGACAAACAGGGCAAAGUCAAUGCUUGGACAGCUGGACACAGUGACCAGUCCCAGUGGCUACAGGUGGACUUGCGUGUGCCUACCAAGGUCACAGGUGUAAUCACCCAGGGAGCUAAAGACUUUGGCCAUGUCCAGUUUGUUGGCUCUUACAAACUGGCAUACAGUAAUAACGGAGAGCGGUGGAAAGUGUAUCAAGAUGAGAAACAGGGGAAGGACAAGGUAUUCCAAGGGAACUUUGACAACGACACGCACCGGAAGAACGUGAUAGAUCCACCCAUCUACGCUCGACUCAUCCGGAUCCUUCCCUGGUCAUGGUACGGCAGGAUCACUUUGCGUGCAGAAGUACUCGGAUGCACAGAGGAAGAGUGAAGUCCUUCCAUCCAUCGUUGUUGUCAUUCCCUCCCGUCCCUGGGCAUACUGGAAUAUAUCUCACCCGGUAUUUCAAAAAGAAACUGUGCAACCUGUAAAAAGAAAUCGAUUUCCAAUGGAUUUUUCAAGAACACGCGUUUGGUUGCGGCGGGUUUGCUGUUUGUUCUUUUUGUACAAUGAUUUAAAACCUGCCCUUGAUCGCUUUUGUCUUUUAGUUCCCUCUUUAAAGCGUGAUCUUUCUGUCUUUUUAUUCUUCUCAAGAUUUGCCAUCCCGGUUUGGAAUGAACUUCUGUAAUAUAUGUGUGAGGCUUGGGGGGGGGGGGGGAGUCGGAGAGGUGUUCUCCCUGCGGUUUUAACUCGUUGCCAUGGAAGCUAUUGUACAGUGUCACUUUUUAACAAGGAUGUGAAAUCUGUCUGCUGUGCUUCAUUGGACAUAAUUAACCAACUUCAUACCAUAACUAAACUUGCUAAAAUACCAUGUAGAGAUCACACGUAAUUAGCACUCUCUCAAAUAUAUUUUUACUUUGAUUAUGACACUUUCUCAAGCCAUGCUUUUACCCUAAUAGACCCUGACAUUACUACAUCAAUCAAAACACUAUUAAUACUCUUGUAUUAUAUGUAAAAGUCUAAGAAAUUGCAUGGUGCGUGAAUUAUAAAUGUAUAUUAUGACAAAUCAUUUAAAACCUCCUGCCCUGAGAGCAAUGGCUUUAAUUUAGGGACCUAUUUUUACGUGCAUUUUUAAAUAGUUCUGAAACAUUACAACGCACUGCAAAAGCGUAUUGAAGAUAACUGAGUGAGACAAUAAACACGCACUGCAGUUAAACAUGGAACGACAGCCCUGACGCUGAGGCUUGAAGGCUGUCUCUAGCAGAAUUGUCUUAAAGCUCUCAUAAGGAGUUUCAUUUUUUAUUUGCAUUAGAUUAUCACUGCACUUUUUCUAAGAUAUUUGGAAUAAUUGUUUGUGCUUGUUAUUUUUUUGUAUUUAUUUAGAUGUGUCUCAGCUGUCAGAUGCAUAACAGCUGUGUUUAAUAUCUUCGUGUUGUCUUGGAGAUCUAAGUUGUAUUUAAUACGAAGCUCAGGAUCGAUGCCAUUCAUAAUAAUAACCCACACAUGUAAAAUUGUUGGACACAAAUUUAAAGAUUUUUCCGUUUCAUUCUUUAAAGAAAAUGUAAAAUGAGUGAAAGCAACUAUUUAAAUCAUGUCCAUAUAUUCUUAAUCUGAAUAUUGAGAGAAGUCUUCUAUUUUCUUUUAUCCCAUUUGAUAUGAUAAAUUAUAAUUAAUGUGUUUUUCAAAUAUGAGCUAAUAUCCAAGAUUAAAAAUAUGUUAAUAUAUUUCAUUAUCUCAAAACCUACUAUGAUAAUAAGAACACGGAACUCUAAACUAAUAUGGAUGAAUGAACAUUUCAGGAGAUCUGAUCUUUAUUAUCAUGCCGGAUGAUAAAUUAGAUUAAUAAAAUGUUAAAGAGCUUGUGGGUAUUUUUCACAUAACAUGACAGCAGCUAUCUGCAUGCUAAAAUAGUUUAGCUCCUGCAAACCAUUUGGACAUGUUCAGGUUACAGGGGAUGAAAAGCCAUUACGCCAAUCGCGUCAACAUAUUCUAUGUUUACUGUCUGGAUUCUGCUGUUGGCUGCAUCCUGCAGUAAAUGAACCGUAAUGCUUGGCUAGUUAAAUGAAUGCAAGUAAACCAGUAUCUGAGGUAUUGCAGCAAUGUCGAACCUUACAGCCCCAUUUUACACGGCUUAAAAAUAGUCCUGGAUGAUUCUUUGGCUUCCCACUCUUAACUAGUAUUCCCGUAACUCUUGAGUGCCAGAAUAAGAGCUGAAGGAAGCUUCUUUUAUGUUCCGUGUUUCACAUCAGACUUACCAUCUUUCAGCCACUUAACUAUCCAAUCAUUUCAUAUUGUAGUAAUAUGAUGUAUUUUUGUCUGAGAUUGCAGCCCAGCUUAAAGGAGAAAGUAAAGAAAAACGUAUUAAAUUCAAUUCACCAACCCCUCCAAAUAACACCUGACUAGAGUAGAAACACAAAAGUGACAGUUAUGUUCAUCACUUUUUAUUCAACAAAUGAAAAUGCAUUUAAAUCUAUACUUUUUUGACAAAUUUCUAAAAAAGCACAGCGAGAAAAUGUUACUUUACAUUGUUGUGUUCCAGGGCAUACCAUCAUCCUAGAUGUUGUAGUUGACAAGUAACCAUAAAAACAAAUGUAAAAUAAUGUCGAUCGUAACCUGGAUAUUUGAAAAUGAGUAUAGCCUAUUGUAUUCUGCGUUGGCAAACUACAAAAGGCUAUCCUGGAGAAAUGUUAUUGUGCUAUGUUUUCAAACUGUACUUCAAUGUAAAUUACACUGAAAGACUUUGCUGUGCAUUAUCAAUAUGUGAAAACUGUUAUUGGUGUGAAUCAGUGACCGUCAUUCCUUAGGUUCAUGAACACAGUGCACUCUUCAAUUCUGUUUUGCCAAAUAACUAUAUCUUGGCGAGCAUCUGCACUGAUUGGUCUUUGAAGUCAGCUUCCUGUCAGCAGGCCUGCCACAAAGCUGGAAGGAAGUUCGCAUGAUGUUUGAGUUUGAACAGCACAGUAUAACAAAGAUGUCCAAAGGCACAUUAUGUUCUUGAAUAUCAUAACGAUCUAAAAGGCUUUACUUUGUACCUUUUGAUUGUCUUGUGUAGUGUGAAACUUCAUCCCAUCCUGUCUUGGUAUUUCUGUGUACGUUGCUCACAUGUUUGUUUUUUUCGUCAGUUUAAGUGUCAAUCACUAUCUAGAAAAUGUACCUAUCAUAAGGAUAGGUUAAAGCCUGCAGAGAGUAAGACACUGUUUGCAGUCAACAAAAGCUCUUUCAGUUUAACAAAUAAAAACAUCUGUGAAAAUAA
Pseudoliparis swirei is the source of this 4418-nucleotide messenger RNA. Its product is annotated as EGF-like repeat and discoidin I-like domain-containing protein 3. Lineage: Eukaryota; Metazoa; Chordata; Actinopteri; Perciformes; Liparidae. The record is from RefSeq and is a predicted model, not a curated record. Gene Ontology annotation, molecular function: calcium ion binding. The coding region runs from base 248 to 1558 and encodes 436 amino acids. The transcript is spliced from 10 exons.